Molecule: messenger RNA, 603 nt
Organism: Mercenaria mercenaria
Lineage: Eukaryota; Metazoa; Mollusca; Bivalvia; Venerida; Veneridae
Exons: 1
Coding region: 1-603 (200 amino acids)
Source: RefSeq, a predicted model, not a curated record
AUGGCAGCAGUCUUAGGUGUACGAUUAGCGCACAAUGUAAUUAAUGCACUCCAAAUGAAAGUGUGUGACGUUAUUUUCUCGUCUGACGGUAUGAACGUACUUUGGUGGAUUCAAAGAGAAAGUCGUACUUUUAAACCGUUUGUGGCUAAUCGUGUCAGUGAAAUUCAAGACAAGAGUGUACCAAACCAAUGGAGACACGUGACUUCGAAAGAAAAUUCAGCAGAUAUAGCAUCUCGGGGUAUGACUGCUAGUGAAUUAGUUAACUGUGAACUGUGGUGGAAAGGACCGGAAUUUCUUAUGAGUGCACCAGAAAAAUGGCAUAAGAAUGAUAAAGAAGAGCGAAAAGAAAGUAAAGCUGAAAUGCGUUUAUCAAAGCUACAGCAGGGUGAUAUGAGUACAUUCCUUGUUACCGACAUAAAUCAAGAAGUGAUAGACAUAGGAAACUAUUCAAGCUGGCACAAAAUGGUUCGUGUGUUAGCCUGGGUACUACGUUUCAUUUCGAACAUUUCGUGCAAACGUGAUGAUCGUAGACAAUGUGAAUUAGUAGCAGAAGAAAUAAAAGAUGCAGAGUCACUGUUAAUGCAAAAAGCACAACGUGAAUAA